UCGUAUAAACCUUCUGCAACGAAAAUGGCAGAUUUGUAUGAAAUGAGAGAGAAACAAAGAGCUCGUGGCCCAGCCACCAUACUCGCCAUUGCCACUGCAACUCCUUCCAACUGCAUUUACCAAUCUGACUUCACUGAUUAUUACUUUCGAGUCACAAAGAGCGAUCACAUGACCGAACUCAAGGCCAAGUUAAAGCGUAUAUGUGAGAAGUCUAUGAUAGAGAAACGAUACAUACACCUGACUGAAAAAAUGCUGAAAGAAAACCCCAACAUAAGUACUUACGAGGAACCAUCCUUGAAUGCACGACAAGACAUACUAGUUGAGGAGGUUCCUAAACUUGGUGAGAAGGCAGCAUCUAAAGCCUUAAAGGAAUGGGGUCGACCAAGAUCAGAUAUUACUCAUCUCAUCUUUUGUUCCACCUCAGGUGUAGACAUGCCUGGUGCUGAUUACCAACUUGUGAGGCUCUUGGGGCUUAAACCAUCCACCAAAAGGUUCAUGUUAUACCAUCAAGGUUGUUUUGCUGGUGGCACUGUGCUUCGUCUCGCUAAAGACCUUGCUGAGAAUAAUGUUGGAGCACGCGUUCUCGUAGUGUGUUCUGAGAUCACAGUUGUCACUUUUCGUGGACCCUGUGAAACACACUUGGACUCGUUGGUGGGACAAGCACUCUUUGGAGAUGGAGCUUCAUCUGUGAUCGUGGGAUCUGAUCCUGACACAGCCAUUGAACGACCACUAUUUCACCUUGUCUCAACAUCGGAGACGAUUCUUCCCAAGUCUGAGGGGGCAAUUGAAGGACACCUGCGUGAGGUGGGGCUAACCUUCCAUCUUAAGGACAAUGUUCCUCAGUUGAUCGGAGAGAACAUAGAGAAAAGCCUUGAAGAAGCCUUCCACCCACUUGGGAUCAUUGACUGGAACUCGUUAUUCUGGGUUGCGCACCCUGGUGGACCUGCAAUAUUGAAACAGAUAGAAGCAACGCUUGGGUUGAACCCUGAUAAAUUGAGAGCAACCAAACAAGUUUUGAAAGAGUAUGGGAACAUGUCGAGUGCAUGUGUGCUGUUUAUACUGGAUGAGAUGAGAAGAUGGUCCUUGGAGGAAGGAAAAUCCAGCACUGGUGAAGGACUAAAGUGGGGUGUUUUAUAUGGGUUUGGCCCUGGCUUGACAAUGGAGAUCAUUGUUUUGCAUAGUGCCACCAUAGACACAAACAACUAGAAGCUAUCUUUAUCUGUGGAUAUAUAUGCAAUUAUACAUCAACUGUCAUAGAAUAAAACAAAAUCACGUAGACAUGUACAAUGCAUACAACCUACUUUAUUACUUAAGUUUUUCGUUAUUAUCUGGUAUAGGUUUGGCUACACUAGCCCUUGUGAUAUAAUAAAUAAGCUUGGUAUUUGAA
Vigna unguiculata (cowpea) is the source of this 1387-nucleotide messenger RNA. RefSeq names its product chalcone synthase-like. Gene Ontology annotation, molecular function: acyltransferase activity, transferring groups other than amino-acyl groups. Gene Ontology annotation, biological process: polyketide biosynthetic process. Lineage: Eukaryota; Viridiplantae; Streptophyta; Magnoliopsida; Fabales; Fabaceae. The record is from RefSeq and is a predicted model, not a curated record.